Messenger RNA from Exophiala spinifera, 1293 nucleotides. RefSeq lists its product as uncharacterized. Gene Ontology annotation, cellular component: nucleus. Gene Ontology annotation, molecular function: RNA binding; protein binding. The record is from RefSeq and is a predicted model, not a curated record. The transcript has a single exon. The coding region runs from base 1 to 1293 and encodes 430 amino acids. Lineage: Eukaryota; Fungi; Ascomycota; Eurotiomycetes; Chaetothyriales; Herpotrichiellaceae. Gene Ontology annotation, biological process: poly(A)+ mRNA export from nucleus.
AUGGCAACGACACAGCUUGCCGUAAAGGGCUGGGGAAACAGCAAAAUAGCUACCUCCUCCCAAGAUCAAGGCCUCGAUGCACUUCUUGCCUUUCUGGAAAGAAAGUCCAGCCGACAGAUCCUAUCGAACAAGUUGGUUGGGCGUUCUGUACUCAUCAUUACGAUCAACGAAGCCGACAAGAGCCGUUUUACACAUUUGAACGGCUUUUCCUUUUCAGGCUCCUCCCUUAUUGUCGAAGACGCCCGGCCUCCACGGAAUGCACCAUCUCAAAGCAUUCAGUCACCUCAAAACACAUCAUUUGGCAGCAGAGUCUCACAACCGUCUCGCCCUCAAUUUCAGAACGGCUUCUCACAACCGCCCCCCGGCCCACGAGGCCACUUCUCCAAUCAAUCAUCUCAGCCACCUUCCGGGCCACGAGGGCCCGGUCGAACCUAUCAGCAACCCAAUACGAGAGACACACGUCGAACCAAUGGCUCCGUGACAUCUGAUGUCGAAAAUAUCAUCAUCUCGGUAAUCCACAAGAGAUACCACGCCGGAGACAAACACCUCAUUCUCAAUCUGCUGGGCGAAGAACCCGACUUUAUCAACGCCGGUCUCGUCAGCGAACCAACGAAGCUCUACAAAGCCAUUUUCGCUCUCUGCGAAAGCAAAAUUUGGGAAACAUUACCAAAACGGAAAGAAGCAGUGCUGAGCGUCAGUCUUCGAGACAAUUCUAUUCAGACUAUCCACGACACAUUGCCUCUGGCAAAUGCCUUUCCUCACAUUCAAAACCUCGACCUUGCAAACAACGCCCUACAAGACCUAGAACCUCUCAAGUUCAGAAAGAACCAAUUAUCAUCUCUUCAACACAUCAUACUUAGCGGCAAUCCUGUCGCUAGUAAACCGGACACUCUAAGCACCCUCCUCAAGCUGUACCCGAACCUCAAAUUCUACAACAACGAACCUAUACAAAAUGCAACUGACGUCGACAUACAGCCGCAACAGCCAGCCUUCGGUGGUGGUGCCGUACAACCAAUCCAACCUCAGCCACAGCUUGGCCCUGAGCCUACUCUGGCGCACCCAGAAUUCCCUCCUGGGUCAACUUUUGGCAUCGCCACCCCAGACAAGCCUGCCGAGGUACUUCUCAAAGAGCAAAUGGGACUUCAAUUCAGCUUCGAGACAAAACUCAAAAUGCAGUGGGUCGAAAACUGCCUAUCUGCGAACAACUGGGACUACCAGACAGCCAUGGCGAACUUCGCCCAACUCAAGGCACAGGGUCAAAUUCCUGCCGAUGCGUACAUUGCGGGGGUGUAG